AUGCUCACUCUGGCCAUCGCACUUCUAAUCGGCUCCACAUUUGCCGCUCCUUCGUCUCCCGAGCGGCUUGCCCGCCGUCUAGAGCGCCGCGCCGCAGCCCGUUCGUCGCAGCCUAGGAUUACGUCCGAUGGUCCUGCGGCGCUCUCUACGAAUAUCUCCGAGGUCCAGUACUCGAACAACUGGGCCGGCGCUGUCCUCAGCAAGACAACGGCUACCUGGACCGCGGUUACCGGCACGUUCACCGUUCCGACUCCCAAGGCUCCCUCGGGCGAGAGCACGGCGUACGCCUCCGCCUGGGUCGGCAUCGACGGCGAUACCUGCGGCAGCGCCAUUCUCCAGACUGGUGUUGACUUUAAUGUUGAGAACGGCGCAGUCUCGUAUGAUGCUUGGUAUGAGUGGUUCCCCGCGGGCGCAACCUUCUUCUCGGGCAUCAGCUUCUCACCCGGAGAUUCCGUCACCGUCACUGUCAAGGCUUCGUCCAAGACUGGUGGCACCGCCACGAUCAAGAACAACAGCAAGGGCACGACCGUCUCGCACACCUUCACCGGACAGCCCUCGCUCUGCCAAUUCGAUGCAGAGUGGAUCGUCGAGGACUUUGAAUCUGGCGGUGGACUGGUGCCGUUCGCGAACUUCGGCAGCGUGACAUUCACCGGCGCUUCCGCCACAUCAUCUUCCGGCUCUGUUGGCCCGUCGGGCGCCGCUAUUUUGGACAUCGAACAGAGCAAGGUUCUCACUUCCUGUUCCGCCUCUUCAUCUUCCGUUACGUGCUCCUACGUUGGAUAG
Peniophora sp. CBMAI 1063 is the source of this 783-nucleotide messenger RNA. The record is from the annotation of a GenBank genome assembly. NCBI's taxonomy places the organism in Eukaryota, Fungi, Basidiomycota, Agaricomycetes, Russulales, Peniophoraceae.